AUGAACACCAUUCGAGCAUUCGAAAGCUUCGUCGAAGCUAGCAACGCACGCAACACUCAACCGAGUUCAGCGACGUCGCAUAACGACAUCGGGCAUGAUACUCCGUGUGAUCGAACUCCUCAUUGCUCAACGAUAGGACAUCAGAGUACACCUGAAAGUGUUGAUAAAACUUGUGUCAACGACGACAACAUCGACAUCGAUGAGGAUGAAGACAGUAAGAAACGAAGGCAACGUCGACAGCGAACACAUUUCACAAGUCAACAGUUACAGGAAUUGGAAGCGAAUUUCGCGAGGAAUCGUUAUCCUGACAUGUCAACAAGAGAGGAGAUCGCAGCAUGGACUAACCUCACAGAACCUAGAGUUAGGAUUUGGUUCAAGAAUCGGCGAGCAAAAUGGAGGAAAAGAGAGCGUAAUCAAAUGAAUGAACUGAAGAACGGUCUAGGUGCUGGUUUCAACGGCCUCAUGCAGCCUUUCGAUGAUGGCCUCUACUCAGGCUAUUCCUACAACAACUGGGCAGCAGCGAAAACUGCCAAUCCGCUCGGAUCAAAGAGCUUCGCGUGGUCGUUGAACACGGUUAAUCCCUUGUCGAUGACAAGCCAGCCGAUGUGUUUCAACCCACCGACGACUAUUAGCUCUACUUUCUCAGCGGCCACACCCGUCAAUGGCGUCGGUCAGCAAUUGAACUCUUUAAACAACGCAGCAGCCGCUGCUGGUGCACCCGGAUACCCGUAUGCCUCAGCGCCGGGUGCACCGGCUUACGUGUACAGAGAGCCUUGCUCAAACAGCAUAGCAUCACUACGACUGAAGGCAAAGCAACACUGCGAAAAUAUGACCGGAGUCAGUUAUCCGGUUCCUCAGAGUUCAUCUCUCUCGGCAUGCCAAUAUUCCGGUUUGAACGGAACGAUGUAGACUAGAAUCGUAUUAUCCCAACUAAUUAUCUAACAUUUUACCAAUCGUCUCACACUAAACAAUUGAUUCCCGUCUAUGAACCGGAAGAACAAACCUGCAUUCUGUAAUGCAAACCAAGGUCAUCAUUCUGUUGUCAUGGCAACUAGGAUAUAGUUCAACAGUCGUCUAGAGUUGAUCCUUGCAAACGAGUCUUACUGCUGUCAGAAUAAUCAUCGACAAUACAAGAUUCGUGAGAAUGGAUUUCCGAUAUACCACAACAGAGAAGAAAUAUCAUGGAAUUAGACAUUUAAUUUGCUCUACUGUCUGAAUAUCAAUAUUUGAAAAUAUAAUAUCUCUUUAAAAUAUACAUGAAAUACUUUAGAUUCCCCUUCUCACUUCCCGGGAAUAACGAAGUUUAUUGACGAUAAUUCUGAUAUGUAUGAAAUAAACAUUGAAUUAAUUUUAAGCGCCUUUAGUGGAAUAUGAAUUGUAGAUCAUCAUAAUUGGCAAUUUUAUGUAUCAUUUUUUUUCAAUUUGACUCUUCAAUGGAUAAGAAUUUGGUUUGCUUCCUCCUAAGAGCGUUUAAUUAAUAUUCUAAUCAUUUUUAUGACACCAUGCAUGGCAGCUUCUUAUAAAGUUUUCAAUAUAAAGACAUGGGUGGCACCAUGGAAUUGUAAGUUAUGAUGAGACGACCUGAAGCUCUUGUCGUGCUCUGUCUUAAUAUUGCAUAACAUGGAUCAUCCCACAUGCUUAUUUCGUCAACUUUUUACUUUCCCAUUUUUGUCACUACUUGAAAAUCAAAGGAGGGCGGUUGCCCCCUUGAAGUGCCGCCCCUGUGUGGAAAGGUUUUGUAAAAGUUUCCUCUAACAUUUCUUUUUAAAUAAUAUGACUGUAUAUCUCAAAUAAUCUCGAUAUUUAAGUAUACUUAAAUAUCAAAUAAAAAUGUCAAACUAUUCCUUCAUCUGUUUUCUCGCGUGGAGAGAGUUUACGGGUCGCCAUUUCGAUGGACUGCUCGCGAAGGUAAUGGUGAUUUUGAUCACGUUGAAUUUAGAUGAAUAAACAGUAUCAUUGUAAAAGAAUGAUACUUGAAUACUAUCGUUCUCAUUGUAAUUUCAACUAUUAUCUAAACACACUGUUGUGAUGCAAAUAUUUUGUUAUACUUGUAUUUAUUUAACGCGGAAUGUCUAUUAUAGGAUAUAACGUGAAUGAUGUGUGAAAAGGGAUAAUUAUCAUUCUAGUCAUGUUUCAAUAACUGCCAUUUAAAACUCCGGUUUGCAAUAUUUUUUUUUUUCAAGUUAAACGUUAGUGCUUUUUUAGAUCAUUUUUAAGGAAAAAAUGAGAACACCUCGAUUCGAUUUGGCAAACACUGUUUGAUAUCUUUUUGGUUUCGAACCGUGAACAAGUGAAAAACGUCACAACAAGUGCAAGGGGUCGAACGUUAGCUGACAAACAUUAACAACACAUCAUUUUCGUUUCAACCAAUUUUAUGUCUGUACACUAUUCAUCUGUUUAUCAUGUUCAUUUUGAGUUGAUUUCGUUAUUCAUAUAUUUUUAGGGAUUUGACAAAUUCCGACAGGUCAGCAUUUUUUUAAAAUCAUGCAUUAAAAUAUCAAUUUAGACAUGUCGGACAUUUUUUUUCAACAUAUUCACUCUUAUUUCUGAAUGGUCAAAUAUGUGUUCGAAUGCCUCAAGCUGGAAGUAAACCCUUUUCGAGUCAAACUGACUCGUUUCCAAGUUACUCUGACUCAGAAUGUGUAUUUUUCAGCUGAUGCCACACCAUUCCGAGUCAAAACAAUUUGGAACUCUAGUCACUUUAACUUGGAAUAGAGCUGACUCGUGGUUGACACCCAAUUUCGAGUCAAAUUUGACUCCGCAGAACUAAAAGUGUAAAUUGAUAACUGCAGAGAGUAUGCAUUGAAACAAAACGAUAAUAAUAAUGUAGUGUCUUUUUUGUCAGAAGAGUAAUUAUACUAUAUGUUUAAAACAGUUAGUGGUUUCGGGAGGAAAACACACUCGUUUUGGAGACAGUCCACUAUUUUUUUACAUCGUUAAUGAAUAGCUAACAAUAUCUUAUUAGAAUAAGAGAAAGUGACAAUAAUAUUGAGAUAAAAUCCCAUGUUUACAACGUGGAUAUAAGAUGAGAUGACGAAAGACGUAAAGGAACUAUUCUUGUCGUCUCAUCAACAUUUUAGACAUUCUGUUCCAGUUUGAUUUAUUGUUCUUAUUCUCUUUACGUUUCUAUGGUAACGCUUUUUUCACUUCGUGAUAUUCGAUGUUUAAUUUGGUGCCUUUAUAAUAAGGGUUUUUACAUGGUCACCUAUCUGUUCAGUAUCUGACAUUUUACACGUUUCCUAGUUGUAGUUGUUCUUUUAUAUUAAGUCAGGGUGAAAUGUACAUACUAAGCACCACACGCCACGUCUGAUUUCUAACUGAAUAAUUAUUUCAUCAGUAUUCCGGAGUUUGACAUUACCUUAACAGCUAAAUAAUUGAACAAACUUUUUUUACCAAUAAAAAUAAACAAAUUCAACAAUCGACUUGGUGGCAGGGGGAUUUUUAAAUUUUGAUAGGAAAUUUACAACAACUUCAUCCCGAAAUAAAAUUUUUGAAUCAACCAGACGUGUUUCACACUGUAGAGUUCAGUGGUCUUUCAUACUACUGUUAAUGAAAUCGCAUGUGACGUCACAAACUAUUAAAUUAUGAGGUGCCAAGUAAAAUGCUAAUAGUUUUAUGCAAUAUUAAAGCAAUUAAGCUUUGACAGUGUUUUAUAUACAGUAUAACGCCAACAAGUUGUAUUUUUCCUUUUCAUUUUAAUAAUUAUGAUUUUCGAUAUUGACGCAGUCGUUGUUUAUACAAGCACAUGUUUCAACUUAAACUGAGAGAAAGUAGUGCUUGAAGAACUUAUUUGGCUUGCCAUAAAUAAUUUGGUUAUAAAGUCAUUUGUAACUUCAUGAACAGAUUUCUGAAACACCCACGGGCCGAAUUAUUGCACAAUGCACUGAACUUAAAGCGUUAAAGUGAAAAAGUUUCACGAUAGAUAGUCCAUAGCUGUAUAUACGAUGUUUUGCAUGUAAGAAAUGGUUUUAAACAUUGCUUUUAGAGUAUUAUAUACAGGUACAACACAUUUCAUCGUUGUUACGGAUGAUAUGUUUGCUUAAAUACUGUAUAUACGUGUAUAAAUUCAUGAAAAUGUGAACGUCGAAAUAAUAUCAGUUGAAAUACGAUAACUA
Messenger RNA from Lytechinus pictus (painted urchin), 4115 nucleotides. RefSeq names its product pituitary homeobox x-like. The record is from RefSeq and is a predicted model, not a curated record. Gene Ontology annotation, biological process: regulation of transcription by RNA polymerase II; anatomical structure morphogenesis. NCBI's taxonomy places the organism in Eukaryota, Metazoa, Echinodermata, Echinoidea, Temnopleuroida, Toxopneustidae. Gene Ontology annotation, molecular function: DNA-binding transcription factor activity, RNA polymerase II-specific; RNA polymerase II cis-regulatory region sequence-specific DNA binding. Gene Ontology annotation, cellular component: nucleus. The transcript is spliced from 3 exons. The coding region runs from base 1 to 909 and encodes 302 amino acids.